Molecule: messenger RNA, 1548 nt
Organism: Aspergillus luchuensis
Lineage: Eukaryota; Fungi; Ascomycota; Eurotiomycetes; Eurotiales; Aspergillaceae
Product: cytochrome P450
Exons: 6
Coding region: 1-1548 (515 amino acids)
Molecular function (GO): oxidoreductase activity, acting on paired donors, with incorporation or reduction of molecular oxygen; iron ion binding; heme binding
Source: RefSeq, a predicted model, not a curated record
AUGGUCUUCACGUCUACAUUCCAAGCCUAUUGGCAAGCAGGCGUUUUAGCCAUCUUUGGUGCUGCAGUUGCUUCGACCUUUGUGUAUGCGGUCUACCACCUAUUCUUCCAUCCACUUGCACACUUUCCAGGUCCGUUCUGGGCCAAGUUCACAUGUCUCUACUCUGGCUAUCAUGCAUGGAAAGGUGAUUUGCAUAUUGACAUGCAGCGUUGCCAUGAGAAAUAUGGGGACUUUGUUCGCUAUGCGCCGAACCAGCUCUUGAUCAAUACAUCCAUUGGGCUUCAUGACAUCUACGGCUUCGGACGCAACACUCAGAAGUCCAAGCUCUACAGUGCGAUGGUCCAUCGCGCCCCGAACACCCUCACCCUCAUCGACAAGAAGGCACACGGCCGAAAGAGACGUAUCAUCAGUCAAGGUCUUUCUGAUGCUGCACUAAGGCGGUAUCAGCCUGCUAUUCUCAAGCAUAUCAAUGAACUUUGCGGCGCACUUGUGGGUAGCAAGCCCAUCAACUUUCUUACCUUCGACAUCAUGUCCGAUGUCCUCUUCGGUGAACACUACAACAUGGUUACAAGCGAGGAGCACCGCUACGUUGUCAAAGCGAUCGAGGACUCGAACGUCCGGACAUCCGUUCUCGCUCAAGCCCCUAUUCUUGCUUUCCGGCGCUGGGACCGUACAAUCUUCGCGGAGUCCAUCCUCGCCCGAAACAGGUUCAUCCAGUUUGUGAACACCCUUCUUCAGCGGAGGUUCAAGGCGGCGAAGUCCGCACGGCAGGACGUUUUCACCUUCCUGCUGGACGCCAAGGAUCCCGAGACUCAGCAGAGUUUGUCCCUCGCUGAGAUUGGUGCUGAAACGACCACUCUUGUUGUAGCUGGCUCCGACACGUCCUCCACGGCCUUCUCCUCCUGCCUCUUCUACCUCUCCCACAACAAGGACUGGUACAACCGCGUAGCAACCGAAAUCCGGAACACCUUCUCGUCCCCGGACGAGAUCACCCUCGGUCCCCGCCUCAGCUCCUGUAUCUACCUCCGUGCCUGUAUUGAUGAAUCUCUUCGCAUGUCGCCUCCCGCCGGAUCCGCCCUCUGGCGUGAAGUCGGCCCUGGCGGCGCCACCUUCGAUGGCCACUUUAUCCCCGCCGGCUAUGACGUCGGAACCGGUAUCUACGCCAUCCACCAUAAUGAGAACUACUAUCCUGAGGCUUUCAAUUUCCGUCCUGAGCGCUGGAUUCUAGCUGGUGCGGAGGGCGAUAUUGAGGCCGUGGGUACGGCUGAUAGAGACAGUCUGGCCAAGGCCCAGGGCGCAUUCAAUCCUUUCUCCAUCGGACCGAGAGGAUGCAUUGGUAAGGGGCUGGCGUUGGCGGAGUUGACGCUGGGCAUUGCCACGAUGUUGUGGAGGUAUGAUUUUGUAUUGAGUAAGGCGAAGGGUGUGACUCUUGGUGCGGGGAGGAAGGGAUUGGGGCCUGGAAGGGAGAGGGAUAAUGAGUACCAGCUGUAUGAUCAUAUCACGGCGUCGAAGGAGGGGCCGAUGGUUUGUUUUAGGGAGAGGGAGUAG